ACCACAAAUGUGCUUGUGAGAAUAUAUAGGGGGGAAAAUGCAGAAAUUGUAGAAUUUUGUUCCCCCCAGAUGACCCAACCAAAAAAAGACAAAUUCUUGGCUGAAGACUUUUGCGCGUGCGCAGUGACUCUAUGACCUCGUCUUUAAAAAAAAAGAAACGAGACAAUAGAAAAAGAAAGUACUCCUCGAAAGUACAAACACGGACGUUCACCGGUACCACUAAGCAAAGUGGCCGUAGCAAGUUAAUGGGAGGGGAAACAGUGUUAGAUGUUUCAAAUAUGUCGAUGAAACUGCUGAUCUAUUCGUCGUUAUUUCUUCUCACAGUAGACGCAGCGUAUUGGUAUGGCGACUAUACAUUAAAAGCUUGCAACUAUCCAAACAGAAAGUAUUAUCAAUGCUCUUCAACAGAAAUUUCCAAAUGUUUCUUGUACAAUAGAGUCAAUGAGAACAUUAGGUGAUAAAAUCUUAAACAAAGCACUACCAAAAAUUGGAACAAAAAGCCUCUUCACAAAGGAUUUAGAAGUAGCCUUAGAUGAAGGAAGAGUUAAUUUUCUGGUCCAUUCAUUAAAAGAUUUACCCACCUCACUUCCAGAUGGAAUGGCCAUUGGAGCUAUUUAUGUUCGUGAUGACCCGUAUGAUGUUGUCUUGUUCCACCCAAAAUACAAGAAGCCAAUUUCUUUGAAGGAAUUGCCUGAUGGCAGUGUUAUUGGCACCAGUUCACUACGCAGAAUUGCACAAUUGAAAAGAUGUUACCCACAUCUUAUAUUUGAGAGUAUUCGUGGAAAUUUGAACACAAGACUGAAGAAACUUGAAGAAGAUGACAAGUAUGAUGCCAUUGUUUUAGCUGGAGCUGGAGUCCAGCGAAUGAAGUGGACUGAUAAAAUUGGCCAGGUUCUUCACAAAGAUGAUUGUUUGUAUGCUGUUGGUCAGGGUGCUCUUGCAGUUGAAGUUAAAACCAAGGAUACUGACCUUUUCCCUCUUUUUUGGUCCUUAACGGACGUGGAGACGUUGCUGUGCUGUGUGGCUGAGAGGAUGUUUCUUCGAAAACUGGAAGGUGGCUGUAGUGUUCCUAUUGGCGUUUGGUGCACUUAUGAAAAACCGAAGUUUGAGAUGAUUGGUGCAGUUCUAAGCCUCGAUGGGUCAAAAUGCCUAAAGAGAACUCUCCAUGCAGAAAUAGAAUUACCAAACAAGAAAAGCGACAACUACAUUGUAACAGAGUCUAUGGUUAUCAUUGACUCGGUUUUAGAGCGCGCUGUUUUAGCUGCCGAGGACGUUGGCUUGAAGCUAGCAAAUGAGUUAAAGGAAGAUGGAGCAUGUGAGAUACUGCAGCAAGCCAGGGAACAGAUAUCGCUUGCCCAGAAUGAUUUACGUCUCCCAAAAAGUGACUAGAACUGUUGUGUGUUUAUAGUUUGAUUAGGGAACUGCGUGGAAAAGGAUCUUCCAGACAGUCGCAAUUCCCAAGGUAUAUUGAAGCUGCUCAGAGUACUUUUGGUGAUCCCGAUUGGUCCAGGUCACGAUUUGAUUGACAGAUGAAGAUUGACAUGCUUAUUCUGACCAAUCAGAUUAGUCAAGAACGUUUAAUUGGCUCAUCUAGUCACUGUCUUGGAAGCGGGUUAUCCUGUUAUGGUGCUGAACCUUGGGUUUAGUGUUGCUUCACCGUACUGCAUUUAAUACAGUAUUGCUGACCAAUUUAUUAUUGUCCUUUAUAUUCUUGAUUUGUUGCUGAUGGAUUGGUAACCUAUCUAAAAUUUAAUCACGA
Messenger RNA from Rhopilema esculentum, 1759 nucleotides. Lineage: Eukaryota; Metazoa; Cnidaria; Scyphozoa; Rhizostomeae; Rhizostomatidae. The record is from RefSeq and is a predicted model, not a curated record.